Cooperia oncophora is the source of this 303-nucleotide messenger RNA. The record is from the annotation of a GenBank genome assembly. NCBI's taxonomy places the organism in Eukaryota, Metazoa, Nematoda, Chromadorea, Rhabditida, Trichostrongylidae.
AUGGUGCGAGCGGGUGCCAAGGGCCCUACGAAAUCUCAAAUUGAUUCCGUCAUCUCUAAAGGAGGGUCCGACAGGGAUAUUGAAGAGCAUUAUUCAAAGCUCUAUAACCAGAUCAUGAACGCGAAAGAGGGUGUGAAAAGCCGAAUAGCAAAUGGUUUUUUCCUAGACAAACAGUUCAAAAUAGAGAAGAAAUAUGAGCACGAUAUUCAAAAAAAUCUCCACGCCAAAGUGGAAGCUCUGGAUUUUGCCGAAGCAAAGCACUCGGCUAAGGUUAUUGACGACUUCAUAAGUAAGAACAACUGA